Molecule: messenger RNA, 2107 nt
Organism: Rhinolophus ferrumequinum (greater horseshoe bat)
Lineage: Eukaryota; Metazoa; Chordata; Mammalia; Chiroptera; Rhinolophidae
Gene: PDK2
Product: pyruvate dehydrogenase kinase 2
Exons: 11
Coding region: 101-1327 (408 amino acids)
Biological process (GO): regulation of glucose metabolic process; protein phosphorylation
Cellular component (GO): mitochondrion
Molecular function (GO): pyruvate dehydrogenase (acetyl-transferring) kinase activity
Source: RefSeq, a predicted model, not a curated record
GGCGGUGGAAUCGCGACACUGGGCCUGGCUGGGCGGAGCCGAGCUCGGGAACUACCCGCGCCGGAACCGGAGUCCGAACCCGAGCCACGGUACCGCCGCCAUGCGCUGGGUCCGCGCGCUGCUGAAGAAUGCGUCCCUGGCAGGGGCGCCCAAGUACAUCGAGCACUUCAGCAAGUUCUCCCCGUCCCCGCUGUCCAUGAAGCAGUUUCUAGACUUCGGGUCCAGCAAUGCCUGUGAGAAAACCUCGUUCACCUUCCUCAGGCAGGAGCUGCCUGUGCGCCUGGCCAACAUCAUGAAAGAGAUCAACCUGCUUCCCGACCGGGUGCUGAGCACACCCUCAGUGCAGCUGGUACAGAGCUGGUAUGUCCAGAGUCUCCUAGACAUCAUGGUGUUCCUGGACAAGGACCCCGAAGACCAACGUACCCUGAGCCAGUUCACUGAGGCCCUGGUCACCAUUCGGAACCGCCACAACGACGUGGUGCCCACCAUGGCGCAGGGCGUGCUCGAGUACAAGGACGCCUAUGGCGACGACCCCGUGUCCAACCAGAACAUCCAGUACUUCCUGGACCGCUUCUACCUCAGCCGCAUCUCCAUCCGCAUGCUCAUCAACCAGCACACCCUGAUCUUUGACGGCAGCACCAACCCAGCCCACCCCAAACACAUUGGCAGCAUUGACCCGAACUGCAGUGUCUCCGACGUGGUGAAAGAUGCCUAUGACAUGGCCAAGCUCCUGUGUGACAAGUAUUACAUGGCCUCACCUGACCUGGAGAUCCAGGAAAUCAGUGCAGCGUCCGACUCCACACAGCCAAUUCACAUGGUUUAUGUCCCCUCUCACCUCUACCACAUGCUUUUUGAACUCUUCAAGAAUGCCAUGCGAGCAACUGUGGAGAGCCAUGAGUCCAGCCUCAUUCUCCCCCCUAUCAAGGUCAUGGUGGCCUUGGGCGAGGAAGAUCUGUCCAUCAAAAUGAGUGACCGAGGCGGGGGUGUCCCCUUGAGGAAGAUUGAGCGACUAUUCAGCUACAUGUACUCCACAGCACCUACCCCACAGCCUGGCACCGGGGGAACCCCGUUGGCUGGCUUCGGGUAUGGGCUUCCCAUUUCCCGCCUCUAUGCCAAGUACUUCCAGGGGGACCUACAGCUCUUCUCCAUGGAGGGCUUUGGGACUGACGCUGUCAUCUAUCUCAAGGCCCUGUCCACGGACUCAGUGGAGCGCCUGCCCGUCUACAACAAGUCAGCCUGGCGCCACUACCAGACCAUCCAGGAGGCCGGCGACUGGUGUGUGCCCAGCACGGAGCCCAAGAACACGUCCACGUAUCGUGUCAGCUAGGGGCCACCACACUCAUCUGCACCCGGGAGGACGGACUGCUGUCCCUGGGACCGGCCACCAUGGUGACCCUCCCCAUCCUCCCCAGGCGGGGGAGGCUCUCCCUGAUGACCAGCUUCUGUCUCUGGAAAUCACUGCAGUGACCAGUUUGCGGUGGCCCCUAAGUGCCGAUCUCUGUCUCCUUGGACCACCUUAGGUGGUCUGUCCCGUGUCCAAUCUCUGGGGGCGAUCUCUGAGUAUCGGGGGAUGUCUCCGCCCUGUUGGGGUGUCGCAGAGAUACGUUUCCAUAGCACUCCUUUUUGAGACCAGAGCUGCCGCUUUUCGGCCAGGGGUCCUGGGUGCCCCUCACUGCCCUGCACAGCUUGGCCUUCCACACGACAUCCCUGCUUGCCUUAGUCCCUUAGCCCACCCAGGCACCCAGCCCUGGUCCCAUGUCAGUGUUAGAAAGGGACUGGGUGCCCGCCAGAUCUGGGUGGUGGGUAGGGAAAGGGGUUGUACCCUUGGACCCCUGAUUGGGGACCUGGUCCUGCAGCCUCUCCCACCACUCUGAGCUUCAUUCAGGUCAAGGUUGGGAGAGAAGGAGUUUUUCCCUGGAGCUCACCCCUAAAGCGGAGGAACCUGGGAGGACCCUGAGGUCAGCGCCCAGCCAGGUUGCUGGAAACCCCGCAGGUGGCCCCAGCAAUGUUUCUGCCGCCUCCCAAACCCUUCCGCGCAUGUCCCAACAUGCACAUCCCCACCUGCCAGCCUCACACCUACACCACCUGCCUGAGCUCCAGACCCCAA